CCGGCAGAGAGCAAAGAGGAGGCACAUGCAAGGUGUUGUUGUUUUGCCCUGAGAGGAGCCAAUGACUUUGUGUUGACAGCACAAGUGUGGAGAAUACAGCAGGUAGGUUAUUCACAUCAGCAUUCACACCUAUCAUCUGUGGCUAUCUGUCAUCUUGUUUACCCUUUGUAGAGCGUCUUUGUGUUCGAAAUGAGAUGUUUACAUGCUGGUGUGAGUCCACUAUAUGAGGGCUGCUUCCUGUCCUGACACUGCAGAAUACUCUGAAAUCAAGGCAUGCUGUUUCAGGGUUGCUAAGAGAGACAUAUGUUUGAUAGUUUUUUGUUAUGGACUGGAUGUAUUCAGAAAGAAAUUAAGUUUGACAGCAAAUAUGCACCAAAGGUACAGUAAGAUUUGACCAUUUUGACCAUGUUUGUGGUCUAUGUUGGUGUAAAACAGCCUAACAUUAAAGUGGCUACAAUUCACAGGUCUUUCCAGCAAUCUUUCCGCCCUGCUUCAGGAAGGAAAGGAGGACGCGGGACCUCUGGAAAGAUGUUCUUUGUUGCUGGGGCCAAAAGUGGUGGAGGAUCAGGUGGAGGGGGCGAAAGGAGGUAACACAGUCCUACCACGUUUGUUUAAAUCAAAAAAGGGUGCGUUUUAUUUCCUUUUUAGAGAUAUUUUUACUGAGAUUUGCUUUAAUUUAAAAAGAAAUUCUUUAGUAGAUGAAAACUCUAAUAUUUUAUGACACUGGGCACUUUGGCACAUGAAAAUCUUAUGUGUGAACGAGUGACCGCACUGUCAGAUGUAAAAAAUGACACAGACAACAGCUACACUCAACAAGCCUGUUUUGUGUCUCAUUUUUUCUGCAAGUCUUUUGUAUCUUUCUGUGAAAGUUUUGUGUCCUCUGAGAUGAUAUUUCUGAGUCCCUUGGGACUAACUGUGCAGUUAUUUUCCACUUGUUUACUGUUUUUUUGUUCAUUUUUUCACUCGUGUGCCUGUGUUGUCUUUUGGCAACUCUCUGAUGUCACAUUUUGGAAUCUUUUUUUGGCUUUGCUUUGUCUGUGUUGAAGCUUUAUGUCAUAACACAUUUUAUUGUAGCUGUCUUGUCUCAUUAUGUGGUCUUUUAUCUACUUUUUUGUCUAUUUCAGAGAACUUUGAAGUUGUCUUUUUGCAUUUUUUAUAGUUUAAUAUUGUUUCCAAAAUCUUUCUUUUAUCUGUUUUUUGUCCUUGAGCCUAUUUUGUAUCUACACGGUUGUUCAGUGUUGCUGUGUUUCAUACUAUAAUGAUUAAUCUUGCUCUUUUUUUUCUCUUUGUCGCUUUUUCUCUUGCAGUUGUAUUGUCUGAGAUUGUUUCGAGUUGUCCCGGCUCUUUUUGUUGAUCUUUUUCAGUCAUUUUGGUGUUAAAAGUUUUUUGUUUUUUUGUGUCUAUGUACUUUGUUUUGCAGUGAAACUUUCUUUGGGGGGACUGUUCAGCAUUUCUUGUGGCCACUUUGUGGUAAAAAACAGCUGACUUUAGGUGGCUAGAUUUGGCUCAGUGGUUAAAUCACAUGCCCUAUGUAGAGACCCAGGUUCAUAUCCAACCUGUACCACGCUACCUCAUGUCACCCUCUGCUUUCUCUCGCAGGCUUUCUACUACAUCCACUAUCCUUUCCUCUGAAUAAAAGCAUUGAAUAGUAAAUAAUCUAAAAAUUGACAUCAAAUGCGACUCUGCUAACAUGGUCCUUUCUGAUCCAGGUCAAUCUACCAAAAAUUCCGUGAGGUGGAUUUAUUGGACAAGAAAAAGACAGUGACAGCUCUGAAGCCAGGAGAGGAUCGAGCCAUCCUCCUGGGCCUGGGGAUGAUCCUCUCUUCAGUCAUGAUGUACUUUGUCCUGGGAAUCACAAUACUACGCUCCUAUGCUGACAGGUACACACCUAUGUUAGAUUUUUUUCCUCUUCCUAGAAAGUAAACAGAUAUUUCUGUUGGGAACAUGUUUUAUUCAUCAAGAUUCGCUGUUGAAUAGCCGUUUCAGAGCCCUCUCAAUGUGAAAAUUGCAAAAUAGAAAAACAUUAUGAAAUUACACCCCAGCCGAGAUGAUUUCACACAGUCAGAUCCCUGAAAUGUUUUCCUCUUUUUUCUGCAUUAAAUUGGAUCUUCAUUUUCAUGUCAACACAGUGUGUGGACAGAAGAGGGUGUGUGUGUUGUACUUAACUCCACGGUCACGACGGAUAUGAACUGUUCCUACAACUGUGGCUCAGACUGCUGGAGGGUCUCCAAAUACCCGUGUCUGCAGGUUUUUGUGAGCGUCAACAACACGGGCCGCAUCAGCCGUUUAUCUCACAAUGAGGAGACACAGGACAUAAGCUCUGAGGUGAAUACCAGAGAGAAAACACAAGAUUACUGAACUGUUACAAAUGCUGUCAGGCCAUCAGAUGUUAGCUCGAUUAUAGAUUUGAUCUGCAAACAAAGCAAAGAAUGCUGGUGAAUAACACUUUGAAUAUUUCCUGAUCAAGAUGAGAGAAAAAGAUGAAGUGUUAAGUCACAUUAAAAGAAAUGCAUCGGCAACAACAAGUGUGAUUGCUAAAGCAUGGAAAUAACCGUAAACCUGAUGAUAAAAUAUGACCAUUAUACAUAUCAAAGUGCUUACAUUUUUUAAAUUUUGCUGCAUACUUUAUGUUUAGAUUUAUGUACCUUGCCAUGAUAAAAAAAAAAUAAUACCACUACCAUGUGGUUUAUCAAUUAAAGAGAACACUGUUCUGAAAGGGAAGGAGGGGAAUUUGCAAAGCUUUAAGUAUGUUAUAUAAUUUUUUUUUCUUUUUAGUGGUUGUGAAGAAGAUUUUUAAAAAUAGAAAGCACAAGUCAUUACCUAUACAAUAUUUGCUGGUGACGUAUUAUGUUGUUGUUCUGUAUUUAUUCCUUUUUUUCCUUUGAUUGCCCAUAGCAUGACCUUGGUGACCUUUGACCCUGUCUUUCUAGUGUUUUUAUGUGCCGCGGUGUCAGAAGGACAGCGCUGCCAUGCACGUCAUUGUCAUGAACAUCUCUGAGCGUCUGAAAGUCAACCAGCAGGUCCCCUGUUUCUACGACCCCAGUGAGCAGCAGGAGACGGUCCUCCUCACGCGCCUGUACGACCACAGUGUCGUCUUCCACUCGCUGCUGUGGCCCUCCUGCAUGCUGAUUGGAGGGGCCCUCAUCAUCGUCAUGGUGAAGCUCACUCAGUACCUGUCCAGGCUGUGUGAGGAGAUUGGAAAGAUCAAGAGGUGA
Xyrichtys novacula (pearly razorfish) is the source of this 3215-nucleotide messenger RNA. The record is from the annotation of a GenBank genome assembly. Lineage: Eukaryota; Metazoa; Chordata; Actinopteri; Labriformes; Labridae.